AUGCCUUAAUAAGAUUAAGAAUUAUAAGCUAAUAACUGGGAAGUUAUUGAUAAUAAUUAAGAUUCAUAAGUUGACCUUGAAAAAAAUGGAAUAGAUUCUGAUAUGAAAUAUCUAAGAGUUACAGAAUAAGAAUAGGAAAAUAUUGGAAUACAUUAUAUAGAAACUAAGAUAAAAAAGGCACAAAAAAACAUUCGCAAUGAAGGCAAUGCAGAUGAUGAAACUAAUUAAUCUAGAUGCAUUGAUAAUAAUGAAUUGCCUAUGAAGUCUCUUGAUCUUUAAGAUAAGAUUUAAACUCAACAAAUCAAUUUCUAUACAGAAAGAGAGAUAAUGCCUCAAGGAAAUUUUCAAGAUAACAAAAUCCACCCUAUUGAAAUGACCUUAAUAGAUCAAGUUCCUCAAAAUUGUGUUGAGGUUUAAGAUGAAAACAUUUAAUGCGAGAUAUGCUAUGAAUUAAUUUAAACUCCUGACAUAAUCAAACUUCACUGCAAUCAUUAGUACUGCUAAAUUUGCUUGAAAGAAAUGAUUUUGUAUGCUAGUAACUAAUCUGGGGAAGUUCAUAAAUUAAAAUGUCCAAGCAGCUAAUGUAGUGCUGUUCUUGAACGCAGUGUUAUUAGAAAUCUUCUAGAUAUGGAUGAGUUUAAGCGUUAUCUCAGAUUAAUUGAAAAUCAUGAAAUGACUUUUGAGAAAGAUAAAAAGUUUUGCCCAGUAGCAGAAUGUGAAGGAGUUAUAGAAAGAAAAGCAAAUUAAAAGAAAACAAUAUGCUAAAAAUGCUAGAAUAAUGUUUGCUUUGAUUGCCAAAGUAUCUGGCAUGAAAAUGAGUCUUGCGAAAAAUAUUAGGAGAAGAAUUGUGUAAACUGGGCUGAUUGCAAAGGUGCUUAAAGAUGUCCUAAAUGUAAGACCUUGAUUGAAAAAAAUGAAGGAUGUAAUCAUAUGACUUGCUACAAAUGUUAGCAUGAUUUUUGCUGGGUAUGUGGAUUGCCUUUUAAUCAUAUAAUUCACUCGAAAAAAAUGGUUUUUUUCUUCUAUAAGUGUUCUAUGAUUGAAGUUAAAGGUAAAUUGUGUAUUUUGAAGAAAACAUUUUGCUUUUUAGCUUUUACUUUCAUUUUCAUUCCGUUGAUGAUGCUUUUGCUGCCAUUUUUUAUUUGUUUCGUAUUUGGAGUGGCAGUUCCAUUUUAUCUUUUUAAAACGGCUAAUAGUGCAUUUUCAUGCUGCUUGCUAGUUAUUUGCUUUUUACCAUUAUUUGCAAUAUCUAUAGCUUUAUCUGUUGCUAUAGGCUCAUUAGGAAGCGCCUUAAUAUUUACUUUUGGAUUUAUUCCAGCCGAAAUUUUAAAUAUUUAUUUGUACUGUCGAAUGGUUCAUUGGUGGUAAAGAGGUAGAUUAUAAAAAUGA
Messenger RNA from Stylonychia lemnae, 1389 nucleotides. The record is from the annotation of a GenBank genome assembly. Lineage: Eukaryota; Ciliophora; Spirotrichea; Sporadotrichida; Oxytrichidae.